ACCCUGUGGCGAUUCGUUUGGAACCAGUUCCGGCCUGCCUUUGAACAAAACAAAAAAUUUCCUACACAAAAUAAAAUAGAGCGAAUAUUACACGGAAGCUAUUUAAUCGCACUAUGCAUACCCUAUACGCGCUGCUCAAAAAUAAGCUAAGCGAUGUGCACCCUCUGCACAACAUUGAUUUGGACCGAGAUGUGGCCUAUUUAAAAGCACUGGUGACCAAAGAGAUGCAGCUGCAAUUCGACGCCAGUGAACUGGAGAUCAUCUACCACGGACGCGUGCUGGAGAAUGCCGACACCCUCAGCCGUUCGCUGCAGCCCAACGCAGUGAUCCACUGCUUUCGGAAAACCAAACGCUAUUCGCCUUAUGUGCCGCCAGCGGCCUCAGAAGUCAACACCAAACACAUCCAGGAGCUGUUCUCGCUGACCUCGCACCUGCAGAUCAGCGUGACCUCGCGUUUUAACAUCCUGCAGAAGAUACUCGCGGAGUAUCCGGAAUUCAGACGCAAUCUGGGCGCGCAGGCACUUAUUCGGGAUUCGGUCCUUUUUAACAUGUUGCACGAGCCGGAGGUUGUCCAGAAUCUGGUAAAGGAUUACCCACUCAUCUGCGAGGCGGCUCCCUUUAUUGUAGACACCAUUCGCAAGGAGCUGGCCAGGAACAGCUCUGCCACCCAAUUCCAAGAACAGGCUGCCUCAGAGUCCACCACUUCAUCAGAAGAAGAGAACUCCCUGGGAGCAGGUAGUAGCAGCAGUGGUGGAAGCAGCAGCGCCGUGGCAGCUGCGGCUGCCGCCAAUCGACGCGAUGAAAUAGCCAAUAUCCGGCAGAUCAGCCGACAGCAGCUGGCCAAUGCUUUGGCAAACGUUACUUCGUUCAACUCACUAUCAAAUAUUGCCCAGCGAAAUGCGGACGAGGCGCUGCAAGGUGAUGAGAGGCCAAGGACCACUUCUGCGCCACAGGCAGGUGUUGGAGGAGUGUUGGGAACCGGAGCAGGAGGCAGCAGCGGAGCGAGUGGCAGCGGUUCCAUCUCAUCAGAGCUUUUCCGCAAUGAACUGGCUCGCGCUUUUCAAUCUCUGGCACAGCAGCAGCCGUCACCGGUGGAGAACAUGGAUGUGGAGUCAGCAGUAGCCCCAGUCCUUGAGUCAGCAACUGCCGACGAUGUGGAUGACGAAGAUGAUGGUGGCGAUGACAGCGAUGUGCUACCACGCUGCUACCGCCGACAUCGCUUUACCGAACAACUGCGCACCAUGGCUGCCAUGGGCUUUAUCAAUCACACACAAAACGUAAAUUUUUUGGAAAUUUCCGAUGGAAACGUAGAACACGCCAUUAAUCUCCUAAUGAUGGGCAUGAACUAAAAAUAAAUUACAUCAAUAAACUUUAAAAUUAUUGACUAA
Messenger RNA from Drosophila rhopaloa, 1388 nucleotides. RefSeq lists its product as uncharacterized. Bases 114 to 1349 code for a protein of 411 amino acids. The record is from RefSeq and is a predicted model, not a curated record. Gene Ontology annotation, cellular component: cytosol. Gene Ontology annotation, molecular function: polyubiquitin modification-dependent protein binding. Lineage: Eukaryota; Metazoa; Arthropoda; Insecta; Diptera; Drosophilidae. Gene Ontology annotation, biological process: ubiquitin-dependent protein catabolic process. The transcript has 3 exons.